Bubalus bubalis (water buffalo) is the source of this 956-nucleotide messenger RNA. Lineage: Eukaryota; Metazoa; Chordata; Mammalia; Artiodactyla; Bovidae. The record is from the annotation of a RefSeq genome assembly.
AUGUUCAUAAUUAACAUCCUAAUACUGAUUAUUCCUAUCCUAUUAGCAGUGGCAUUCCUCACAUUAGUAGAACGAAAAGUGUUAGGCUACAUACAAUUUCGAAAAGGCCCAAAUGUUGUAGGCCCAUACGGCCUACUCCAACCUAUUGCCGAUGCAAUUAAACUUUUCAUCAAAGAACCACUACGACCCGCCACAUCCUCAGCCUCAAUAUUUAUUCUAGCACCUAUCUUAGCCCUAGGCCUAGCCCUAACCAUAUGAAUUCCCCUACCCAUACCCUACCCCCUCAUCAACAUAAACCUAGGGAUCCUAUUUAUACUAGCCAUAUCAAGCUUAGCUGUGUAUUCUAUCCUCUGAUCAGGCUGGGCCUCCAACUCAAAAUACGCACUAAUUGGAGCCCUACGAGCAGUAGCACAAACAAUUUCAUACGAAGUAACACUAGCCAUUAUCCUACUGUCAGUGCUCCUAAUAAGCGGAUCCUUCACCCUCUCCACACUAAUCAUCACACAAGAACAAACAUGGCUAAUUUUCCCAGCAUGGCCACUAGCAAUAAUAUGAUUUAUCUCAACACUAGCAGAAACAAACCGAGCCCCAUUUGACCUCACCGAAGGAGAAUCAGAACUAGUCUCAGGCUUUAACGUAGAGUACGCAGCAGGCCCAUUCGCCCUAUUCUUCAUAGCAGAGUACGCAAACAUUAUCAUAAUAAACAUUUUCACAGCAAUCCUAUUCCUAGGAACAUCCCACAACCCAUACAUGCCAGAGCUCUAUACAAUCAACUUUACCAUUAAGUCCCUGUUACUCACAAUAUCCUUUCUAUGAAUCCGAGCAUCCUAUCCUCGAUUCCGCUACGACCAAUUAAUACACUUAUUAUGAAAAAAUUUUUUACCCUUAACACUAGCCAUAUGUAUAUGACACGUAUCACUACCCAUUCUCCUAUCAAGCAUUCCUCCACAAACAUA